AGUCCCGAUUGCAUCCCCCACCCCCAGCUGCACAGACCUGACACUGACACACAGUCACUGCAGCUGCUGAGCGAGCCGGACGCUUUAAGCACGCGGCGGCCGCAGGACUAGCCCGGAGCUCGAACCUCAGCGCCUGCCAGCGCGCUCCCACGCGGGUCCCCGCACAGAGGUUCCCGCUCGGCCGCGCGCGGGAAGCGGGGAUCGCGCGCUCGCGGCUCCAGGCUGCCCUCGGCGGCCGCAGCCGACGCGCGGUUCCAAACCCGAGCGCUCCGGGAAGCCGGCGCGUCUCGGAGGCGUCGGCGGCGGUGGGGGCCGCCCGUCCGGGUUCCCCGCACCCACAGUGCUGCGUCCCGCUUGCCGCGCCCCGGCGACUCUGACCUUCCAAGGGUCGCCUACCUCGGCCCCAAGUCCCCGGUCCCGCGCCCCACACCAGGGCGAGGCCCGCUCCAGCUCCCGCUUCUCGUGCACUCGCGGGCCGGCGCGCAGGCCCGGGUGGGGGGAGGGUCACUGGGACCAGCUACCGCCGGUCCCUGUGCACGCUCGCUGCUCAGGCCACCAGGGCCCGCUGAGCAGAUCCCGGCCUGGUCGCUGUUCCCGAGCCCGGGCGCUGGUGCCGGGGCGCGGCCGCACUCACUUGCCUCGCCGGCGGGUUGUGGGCAGGCCCUGCCCUGAAGGGGCUAAGCGGCUAGGUGGAGCCGGUAGGGUGUCCGCUCCGCGUUUCUUCCUGGCGCUGGUUCCCGCGGGACCCAACCCUGGGCCGCCCCAGGCCCCUGCCCACGCGAGACGCUCCCGGCUUGGAAGAUUCUUUUUGGCGAGACACAGCUCCCGGCAGCAGCCCAGGAGGAGGAGAAAGAAGGGACAGUGCUCUGUCGCGGCUACCCGGACCUUUCCUGUGGUAUUUGGAGCUAAAGGCUGUCCCGAAGUCUACACUUGGCACCGGCCGUCGGGUUAAAACGGCACCUGCUGGGAUACCGACCCGGACCCCCUACAUUUCUUAGGCGUCAGUGUCACCAAGCUUUCCAGUGUCAGCUCUUCCGGAGUGUUCUUUUUCCUGGGUAGUCAAGGCCAAGGGAACGGCAUCAUAGCAUUGUAGCAGAGACUGCUUGGCAUCACUCUGGAACUGCAGGGGAAGAAAGUCCUGUACCCUCUACCUAGCUGUGUGAGUUUGGAAUGUCUGGCUGUUUCUUCUGUGAAGCAAGAAUCCUGAAGGACCAUCCUGACUUUUGGAAAGUUCAGCUGUCACUUUUCUGUGGGUCCUGCAGUCCAGUUCUUACAGCACACCAUCACGCAGUCCAGAAAGUAUUAUGAGGGAUACUGAGGACUUCAUGCUUUGGACAGAGACAAGGUGCUGAAAUUAGAAAUUGCCACUUCUGAGAGGAUGCUGGGAAUUUGCAGAGGGAGACGGAAAUUUUUGGCUGCCUCUUUGACUCUGCUCUGCAUCCCAGCCAUCACCUGGAUUUACUUAUUUGCUGGGAGCUUUGAAGCUCUCAAUUUGAUUAUUUCCUGCAGUGAAGUUCUCUUGGAUGGGAAGCCCGUGUCUCUGUCUCCCCUGGAGUCCCAAGCCCACAGUCCCAGGUACACUGCCUCAAGCCAGCGGGAGAGGGAGAGCCUGGAGGUUCGUGUCCGAGAGGUGGAGGAGGAAAACCGUUCACUGCGCAGGCAGCUCAGCCUGGCCCAGGGUCAGGGCCCUGCUCAACGCCGUGGGAACCACUCCAAGACCUACUCCAUGGAAGAGGGAACAGGAGACAGUGAGAACCUGCGGGCUGGCAUCGUGGCAGGCAACAGCUCUGAGUGUGGACAGCAGCCAGUUGUGGAGAAGUGUGAGACUAUCCAUGUGGCUAUUGUCUGUGCAGGAUACAACGCUAGCAGGGAUGUUGUCACCCUGGUCAAGUCGGUUCUCUUUCACAGGCGGAACCCUCUGCAUUUCCACCUCAUUGCUGAUUCUAUUGCGGAGCAGAUCCUGGCUACGCUCUUCCAAACCUGGAUGGUACCUGCAGUGCGUGUGGACUUCUAUAAUGCUGAUGAGCUCAAGUCUGAAGUGUCCUGGAUCCCCAACAAACAUUACUCUGGGAUUUAUGGCCUGAUGAAGCUGGUUCUGACCAAGACUCUACCUGCCAACCUGGAGAGAGUCAUUGUCCUAGACACUGACAUUACCUUUGCAACUGACAUUGCAGAGCUAUGGGCCGUGUUCCAUAAGUUCAAAGGCCAACAGGUCCUGGGCUUGGUAGAGAACCAGAGUGACUGGUAUCUUGGAAAUCUCUGGAAAAAUCACCGUCCAUGGCCAGCCCUUGGAAGGGGCUACAACACAGGAGUCAUACUAUUGCUUCUGGAUAAGCUGCGCAAGAUGAAAUGGGAACAGAUGUGGAGGCUGACAGCAGAGAGGGAACUCAUGGGCAUGCUGUCUACCUCUUUGGCUGACCAGGAUAUUUUCAAUGCUGUCAUCAAACAAAACCCCUUCCUGGUGUAUCAGCUCCCCUGCUUCUGGAAUGUACAGCUGUCAGACCACACUCGCUCUGAGCAGUGCUACAGAGAUGUGUCUGAUCUAAAGGUCAUCCACUGGAACUCCCCCAAGAAGCUCCGUGUGAAGAACAAACAUGUGGAAUUCUUCCGUAACCUCUACCUGACCUUUCUUGAGUAUGAUGGCAACCUCCUGCGGAGGGAACUGUUUGGCUGCCCCAGCGAAACUGAUGUCAACAGUGAAAAUCUUCAGAAGCAGCUGUCAGAGCUGGAUGAGGAUGACUUGUGUUAUGAAUUCCGGCGAGAACGCUUCACUGUUCACCGAACCCACCUGUACUUCCUGCACUAUGAAUUCGAGCCUGCUGCUGACAAUACAGAUGUUACCCUGGUAGCUCAGCUCUCCAUGGACAGACUCCAGAUGCUAGAGGCCAUCUGUAAGCACUGGGAGGGGCCCAUCAGCCUGGCCCUCUACCUGUCUGAUGCUGAAGCCCAGCAGUUCCUCCGCUAUGCCCAGGGAUCCGAGGUGCUCAUGAGCCGCCACAAUGUGGGCUACCACAUCGUGUAUAAGGAGGGUCAGUUCUAUCCUGUCAACCUCUUGCGCAAUGUGGCUAUGAAGCACAUCAGCACACCCUACGUGUUCUUAUCUGACAUUGACUUCCUGCCCAUGUAUGGGCUCUAUGAGUACCUCAGGAAGUCUGUCAUCCAGCUUGACCUUGCCAACACAAAGAAAGCAAUGAUUGUCCCUGCAUUCGAGACACUGCGAUACAGACUCUCUUUCCCCAAGUCAAAAGCAGAGCUUCUGUCAAUGUUGGACAUGGGGACCCUAUUUACAUUCAGGUAUCACGUCUGGACUAAAGGCCAUGCACCCACAAACUUUGCCAAGUGGCGGACUGCCACCAUGCCUUACCGGGUUGAGUGGGAGGCUGAUUUUGAGCCGUAUGUUGUUGUGAGACGAGACUGCCCUGAGUACGAUCGAAGAUUUGUGGGCUUUGGCUGGAACAAAGUGGCUCACAUCAUGGAACUGGAUGCACAGGAGUACGAGUUCAUCGUGUUGCCCAAUGCCUACAUGAUCCACAUGCCCCAUGCCCCCAGUUUCGACAUCACUAAGUUCCGUUCCAACAAGCAAUACCGCAUAUGUCUCAAAACCCUGAAGGAAGAGUUUCAACAAGACAUGUCCCGACGCUAUGGCUUUGCUGCCCUGAAAUAUCUCACGGCAGAGAACAACAGCUAGCACUAUGAAGACCACCGCUAGGGAGAGACAUACCACUGAGGAAGAGCCACUUGCUGCCUGGGGCCCAGCCAUUGAAGACAAACUCUACCACUGUUUUCUUUGGUUUGUUUUCCUUUGUCUCUUUGGCCCCUCAAAGCUGUUCUUUUCUAAGAUCUUGGACAGCAACCCAGUCCACCACCAUGAGGUGCUUACAGAAUGGGACAUGGAAGCGUGGAAGCAAACAAAGAGUAAACAACUUACCACAAAAGCACGAACCAAGUCAGGAUUUCUCGAUGCUCUAAUUGCUUUUCAAUAAUUAUGGUUCAAAUCCUAGCUGUGGAGAAAGAAGUGGCUAUUCUACUUCAUCCCAAGAAAUAAGAGCAAACUACUUCUUCCUAGGAAGGGAACUUUAUUUCCCCUGCCACCUAGCCAGGUACCCAAGUGGGAAGCAAGUCAAGGAUCCCAACUACCAUCUGGAGACCUGCAUAGGGACAUUAUAUAUGUAUCCUGGAAGUAGGAUGAAUUGAUUCUUUAUUCUCAAAGUCUCUCGUUUUGAGUUGUUUGAAUUUGGGAGAUUUUGAUUUAGGAUUCCAAGCUAAAAACAAUUAUCUAAUCGUUAAAGCUCUAAAAGAAAAAUCAGCUUCCCCAGUCAGCAGUGGACUGGCAAAGAUGAGCCUCCUUAGAGAAUGUUCACACAUGGACAGCUUCCUUCAGAAUGAACACUGAGAUCCCCUGAUGCUGAGUUCCCACUCUCAAGACCCAAGGUUAUGACAGGAACUACAGAAAAAUGAAGCCAACACUAUAUGCAAGUCACAUUCUUCUAUGGACAGUAACUAAGGCACAAGGAAAGGGCUUCAAGGAACUACUUCAGUACUCACUGAAGGUAUGAUUCUUCUCUCAGGCCUUUAGAAGAACUUAUAGUUCACAGUAACCCAGUCCGAAGACUUGUGUGACCACAUGGAAGCCACUGGAAGAAAGAGGUCAGGCACUUCCAGAAAAGGGUCGGGCACUUCCCUUUUGGAAGCACAGGAGUUAGUGACCUUAGUUUCCCUCAGGACUUGUCCUGGGGUUGGUAAGCACCUCUUCGCUUCACAGAUGGAGGAAACACUGAACUUUUUACUCGUUUCCUUUAUCUUCACUAUUAAUGUUGUGUUUCCAUCGAUGAGAACAAGAGUUAAUGGCCUGCCCAUUGCUGGACUGUUUGUAUUGAGUUGCCAUGUGACUAGUGAAAGCUGCAUUCAAUAAACAAAAGUAUGGACUGUU
Alexandromys fortis (reed vole) is the source of this 4930-nucleotide messenger RNA. It is a transcript of the gene Large1, whose product is annotated as LARGE xylosyl- and glucuronyltransferase 1. Bases 1379 to 3688 code for a protein of 769 amino acids. The transcript has 18 exons. The record is from RefSeq and is a predicted model, not a curated record. NCBI's taxonomy places the organism in Eukaryota, Metazoa, Chordata, Mammalia, Rodentia, Cricetidae. Gene Ontology annotation, molecular function: glucuronosyltransferase activity; xylosyltransferase activity. Gene Ontology annotation, cellular component: Golgi apparatus. Gene Ontology annotation, biological process: protein O-linked glycosylation via mannose.